Spirometra erinaceieuropaei is the source of this 1325-nucleotide messenger RNA. The record is from the annotation of a GenBank genome assembly. Lineage: Eukaryota; Metazoa; Platyhelminthes; Cestoda; Diphyllobothriidea; Diphyllobothriidae.
AUGGUCGAAACAAUCAAAAUCGAAACAACAACAAUACCAAUAACAACAACAACCAUACUUAUUCUCCUCAUCCUACCUCUUCUUCCUCUUCCUCUGCCUAUUCUUCUCCUACGUCACCUUCUUCUUCAUCUCCCUCCCGCGCCCCACUCGCUGUCACCAGACUGGCAGGGUGAGCCCGCUCACUCUGGCAGCCUGGAAUGUUCGUUUCCAUUUAGACAAUCUGAGGAGCAACCGACCGGAACGGAGGACGGCGCUCGUGGCACGAGAACUGGCCCGCUACAAGGUGGACAUCGCCGCACUCAGCGAGACCCGUUUCUUCGAACAAGUUCAACUGGAGGAGGUGGGUGCCGGCUGCACCUUCUUCUGGAGCGCUCGACCCAGGGCAGAACGACGGGACGAGGGUGCUGCCUUCGUCAUUCGGAACGACAUCGUGGGACGACUGCCCUGUUUGCCGCAGGGCAUCAACGAUCGCCUGAUGAGCCUCCGGCUGCCUCUCUGGGGAGGCAAAUUCGCCACCAUCAUCAGCGCCUACGCUCCGACGAUGACCAACCCCGACGCCGUCAGAGACAAAUUGUACGAAGACAUGCAUGCCCUCUUGGCGACUGUGUCGAAGGCGGACAAGUUGAUUGUCCUUGGUGACUUCAACGCCCGCGUCGGCACAGACCAUACUGCCUGGAGAGGAGUGCUGGGUACCCACGGUCUCCGCGGCUCAAACGACAAUGGUCUGUUGCGCAGAACACCGCCUCAUCCUGACGAAAACCUUUUUAUGUCUGCCGGAGCGAGAUAAGGCCACCUGGAGGCAUCCUCGGUCACGCCAGUGGCACCUGCUGGACUAUGUCCUCGUCCGCAGGCGAGAUCAGCGGGACGUGCUGGUAGCGAAAGCGAUCGCGGGUGCUGACGGGUGGACCGACCAUCGCCUCAUCAUGUCGAAGAUGCGUAUUCGCCUACAGUCUCGCAGGAGACCACAAGGUAAGCGACCCCCAGGUAAGCUGAAUGUUGCCUUGUUGUCUUUGCCCGCACACCAUCUUCAUUUCAGCAAUCAGCUAGCUCAACGGCUAGACAACCUCCCCAUCGCCGAUGCCGCCGCUGCCGAGAACGCCUCCGUGGAGAACCGCUGGUGUCAACUGCGAGACACGGUCCAGUCGACGGCGCUCGCCGUCCUCGGUCGCGCUCCCCGCCAACACCAGGACUGGUUCGACGACAACGACGCCGCCAUCAGAAAUCUGCUAGCUGAGAAGAACCGCCUACACAAAGUCUACGUAGAUCACCCCACGGAUGCCACCAAACCUGCCUUUUACCGCAGCCGCCACCAACUUCAGCAAUGA